Molecule: messenger RNA, 465 nt
Organism: Aphanomyces invadans
Lineage: Eukaryota; Oomycota; Saprolegniomycetes; Saprolegniales; Verrucalvaceae
Exons: 1
Coding region: 1-465 (154 amino acids)
Source: RefSeq, a predicted model, not a curated record
AUGCAUUACGAAAAGGCUGGCGACCAGUUUGUUGGCCGCGUAGUUGCAGGCCUCACGCUCAACAGCGCCGACUUUGCCGUGCAGCCUCCCCACUUUGCCACCACAGACAAUCCUGUUGUCACAAGCGCACUCCGUUGCAUGUUUCCUGGUCUGUCGAAGAGCGUGUCACUCUUCGGGGUUCUGAAGCUCGGUUUGGCAUCCAUCGUUCACCGUGCCGACUUCCUCCGUACGACCCUUCCGUCCAGCCACCCAGUCCUCCACACGGCGAUCUUUCGAGACUACUUCAUGAUGUCAAACCGCAAGGCACUUGUCCGCACCACGUCAACGGCGAUGAAGCCAACUGGCCUGCCCCCGUACGUUGAGAUUUACCGCCACCUGCAAGCCCAACAAGAAUCAUUGGAAGCCGUCGCUAGCGAAGUGCUGUCGGGAGUCCAGAAGAUUCUGGACGAAAAGCAUGAAAUCUGA